AUGAAUUUUGACCAGAAGGUGGUGAAAUUCCUGGCAAAUUUUCAUAUCAAUGGAGGCAGACACUGGACCCAUGGCUCCCUGAAGCAGAAGCCACCUGUGACUUCCCAGCUCAAUGCUACUGUGCUGUUGUCAGGCCUGGAACCAGGGCUGGGGGCCUCCAGGGAGGAGAUGUGGCCCCCAGCGGUGCAGGAGCUCCAGGUGGGGCUCAGGACGCAAACCAGCCCCCUCCAGGAGCCCCUUACUCGGAACCUGAGGGAGCUGUUGCUGGAGCAACGCCCUCCCAUUGUGACCGACCUGCAUGUUCCUGGCCCCACCAAGUACCAGGUGCCAGACGCAUCAGUGCGAGAGUCCUCCCCACACCCCCACUUCAGCAUCGGCUGCAGGCACCCCACCCACGAAGGUGGUGGCCGCAGGGCGUGGCAGACUGUGUGGUUCCAGAGUGAAAGCCCCUUCACUCAGAAAGCUGACUUCAGUCGAGAGCAGAAGUGGCCAUCGCCUGCGGACUACCAGCUGCCCAGCCCGCCUGCGUGCCCGGCCUUCAGCUUCAGGGGCCGCCCUACCUCCAGGCCACCUGAGGUCCAAGCCCGCCAGGGGGUGCUGCAGGCCUGGGGCAUGGGGCCCCGGGGCCAGCCCCUCCUGCAGGCCCCUCCGCCCACAGGGGACAAGACGGGCCCUGGCCCCAGCACCUACAACAUCCUUCCCGGCUGCCGUCUGAAGGGCCCGUGCCCACCUGCCUUCUCCAUGGGUCGCUCGCCCCUGCUGGCGUCCUGGGUGGGCUCCUGUAAGGGGGUGGAGGCGGGGGACGGGAGGGGUGGGCCUGGGCAGCACAGACCCCCUCCUCUGUUUCUUCUGUCCAAGCUCAACCCUUUCAACAGGUACCACGAGAGCUACUCCCACGGUGCUGGCAUCAUCCCUUUCCGCAGGGAGGCCAAGGACAGGGGAGGAGUCUGGUCUUUGCGACAGUUCUGUGGCGUGAGCUUCUUCGGGUUGGACAGGGAGGAAAGCAAGUUCCAGGAUGAGAGGGUCCUGCAGCUGGCGGGCGCUGAGCGAGGGGAAGCUGGCCCCGGGAGGUUGGGCGGGGCCGCGCAGGAGGGCCGGGCGGGACCGGUGGGCGGGGCUUCGGCGGCGACCCAUGCGUCAUCCGGGAACCGCCUUCGCGCUCUGUCUCUGCUGGGCGCGGGACGCGACGUUCCUCCCGGGAACCCCUGCGCGACGGCGGCGGCGUUUCCGGGGAGCCCGUUGGCGGGCGGACCUGGCUGCGAGGAGCGGAAGUGGGCAGUUGCGGGGAGAGCGGAGCGGCGCCUCGGGAGGGACCUGGCCGAGCUGGAGGGCGCCGGGGAGCGGAGCGCGGGCGGCCCCCGAGGCCCGGGCGAGAGGACCAAUGCAGGGCCCGUGGCGAGCGCGGCAGCGCCGGGGGAGCGCGGCGGGGAUGGGGCGCCGGGCCGGGUGGGGACCGGGGCCUCGGCCCUGUUUGCGGGGCUGCAGGAUCUGGGUGUGGCCAACGGGGAGGACCUGAAGGAGACGCUGACCAACUGCACGGAGCCGCUCAAGGCCAUCGAGCAGUUCCAGACAGAGAACGGCGUGCUCCUGCCUUCCCUGCAGUCCGCCUUGCCUUUCUUGGACCUGCACGGGACGCCGCGGCUGGAGUUCCACCAGUCGGUUUUUGAUGAGCUUCGGGACAAGCUGCUGGAGCGUGUGUCCGCCAUCGCUUCAGAGGGGAAGGCCGAGGAAAGGUAUAAGAAACUGGAGGACCUCCUGGAGAAGAGUUUUUCUCUGGUGAAGAUGCCGUCUCUGCAGCCAGUGGUGAUGUGCGUGAUGAAGCACUUGCCCAAGGUUCCUGAGAAGAAGCUGAAGCUGGUGAUGGCCGACAAGGAGCUGUACCGGGCUUGCGCGGUGGAGGUGAAGCGGCAGAUCUGGCAGGACAACCAGGCGCUCUUCGGGGACGAGGUCUCCCCGCUGCUGAAGCAGUACAUCGUGGAGAAGGAGAGCGCGCUCUUCAGCACGGAGCUCUCUGUCCUGCACAACUUCUUCAGCCCUUCCCCCAAAACCCGGCGCCAGGGCGAGGUGGUGCAGAGGCUGACGCGGAUGGUGGGGCGCAACGUGAAGCUCUACGACAUGGUCCUGCAGUUCCUGCGCACGCUCUUCCUGCGCACCCGCAACGUGCACUACUGCACGCUGCGCGCCGAGCUGCUCAUGUCCCUGCACGACCUGGACGUGGGCGACAUCUGCUCCGUGGACCCCUGCCACAAGUUCACCUGGUGCCUGGACGCUUGCAUCCGAGAGCGGUUCGUGGACAGCAAGAGGGCCCGCGAGCUACAGGGCUUCCUUGACGGAGUGAAGAAGGGGCAGGAGCAAGUCCUAGGGGACCUGUCCAUGAUCCUGUGUGACCCCUUCGCCAUCAACACCCUGUCUCUGAGCACUGUCAGGCACCUGCAGGAGCUGGUGGGCCAGGAGGUGCUACCCAGGGACAGCCCGGACCUCCUCUUGCUGCUCCGGCUGCUGGCGCUGGGCCAGGGCGCGUGGGACAUGAUCGACAGCCAGGUCUUCAAGGAGCCCAAGAUGGAGGUGGAGCUGGUCACCAGGUUCCUGCCCACGCUCAUGUCCUUCGUGGUGGAGGACCACACCUUCAACGUGGAUCAGAAGCUCCCAGCCGAGGAGAAGGCCCCGGUCACGUACCCAAACACACUGCCGGAGAGCUUCACCAAGUUCCUGCAGGAGCAGCGCAUGGCCUGCGAGGUGGGGCUGUACUACGUGCUGCACAUCACCAAGCAGAGGAACAAGAACGCGCUGCUGCGCCUGCUGCCGGGGCUCGUGGAGACCUUCGGCGACCUGGCGUUUGGGGACAUUUUCCUGCACCUGCUCACGGGCAGCCUAGCCCUGCUGGCCGACGAGUUCGCCCUGGAGGACUUCUGCAGCAGCCUCUUCGAUGGCUUCCUCCUCACCGCCUCCCCAAGGAAGGAGAGUGUGCAGCGGCACGUCCUGCGGCUCCUGCUGCACCUGCACCACCGGGUGGCCCCGUCCAAGCUGGAGGCGCUGCAGAAGGCGCUGGAGCCCACGGGCCAGAGUGGAGAGGCGGUGAAGGAACUGUACUCCCAACUUGGAGAGAAGCUGGAGCAGCUGGACCACCGGAAGCCCAGCCCAGCCCAGGCCCCCGAGACGCCAGCCCUGGAGCUGCCCCUGCCGGCGGUACCUGCCCCGGCUGUGCUCUGA
Messenger RNA from Rangifer tarandus platyrhynchus (Svalbard reindeer), 3210 nucleotides. The record is from the annotation of a GenBank genome assembly. Lineage: Eukaryota; Metazoa; Chordata; Mammalia; Artiodactyla; Cervidae.